AUGACUACCUUACACUAUCUGCCUCCUGUGAAGCCCUCGGCCAUUGCCCUAGGUACCUUCUUCACCCACACAGCGUCACUGGGAAUUCUGGCACCUCUCUUUGGGGACACUUACCACCGAGCCCAGGCGGCAAACUCAAAGGAAGAAUUCAUCAAGUCGAAGGAAGCUGCCGGGGCUGCCGCUGCAUGGGGUAGCUCUCUAGCUGGAAGUGCUGUGCAGACUUAUGGUGUAGCUGCACUGAUCAACGCUACCGGUACUCUCAGUUACAAGGGUGCUGCCUACCUCGGCACCUUGAUCUUCUUUGCUAGCUCUGCUCCCGGUUUUGUCAGCCAGAUCUUUGCCGAGAAGAGACCCCUGGACACAGUGGCUGUUGGAGCUGUUAGUCGGGUCUUUGAGACGGUCGGCCUAAGUUUGUUCCUGACCUGGUGGGGAACUCGUACCCACCCCUUCGACUAG
Penicillium verhagenii is the source of this 456-nucleotide messenger RNA. RefSeq names its product DUF1761 domain-containing protein. NCBI's taxonomy places the organism in Eukaryota, Fungi, Ascomycota, Eurotiomycetes, Eurotiales, Aspergillaceae. The transcript has 3 exons. The record is from RefSeq and is a predicted model, not a curated record. Bases 1 to 456 code for a protein of 151 amino acids.